Messenger RNA from Amphimedon queenslandica, 2157 nucleotides. RefSeq lists its product as uncharacterized. The record is from RefSeq and is a predicted model, not a curated record. The transcript is spliced from 6 exons. NCBI's taxonomy places the organism in Eukaryota, Metazoa, Porifera, Demospongiae, Haplosclerida, Niphatidae. The coding region runs from base 339 to 2036 and encodes 565 amino acids.
UGUUUAUUUAUUCUAACAUUAUACUUAUGUGUAAUAGUUUAUAUUGCAGGUUUAUUAAACAACUACUUGUUGUUAGCAUCAGCAGUUAGCUACAUAUGUAUAUGUAUAUCCAUUCUUAUCCAGUGCUAUGCUCCAUGGACACAUAACACAUAAAGAUGUUCAGCAGGGAUUUUGCAGGCAGGGUUAAAAUUAGAUAAAAUGCUGUUACCUAAUGUAUUAGGUAUGAAGUAAUUGCAUUUUCAAUUAGUGACCUUGCCUGUUACAUCCGUAAUUUAUAGUCUUCAUGUAUUUUAUAUGCUUCAUAGCAAAAACAAGCUUAACUAAUUUUAUUGGUAAAGAUGAUGCUGCCUGAUUGUCUUUUACUCCUUGCAAUUAUUGGUAAUAUCCUUAAUGUUAAAGGACAGGAACCAGUGUGUGCAAAUUUCAUGGAUCAAUCACUAGUGACACAGAGAGCACAAGAGAUAGGUAAUAAUUUAGUUGGAGGAUAUCUUUCUAAUGAACUCAGAAUGCUUCAAGAAUAUGAAUUUGAUUGUAUCACAAAUAUAACCAGUCUCUUUUUGGGUAUUGAUGUGAGGAUUGCUACUGACACUCGUACGCUUUUUCCUAGCAUUCAGAUUUUCAGACGGAAUAGUGUAAAUUUUAAUCAGCUUGAUCUCAUAGAUGGCAGUGAAAGAGUAAUUUAUUAUUCCACCUCUAACGUCAGUACUACUGGAUUAUUUGAAUAUGCACUCAACCCUCCCAUGAGUAUAACACAUAGAGAUCUUCUAGCUGUAUCACAGCCACUAGAAGAAAGAAGUGUUGUCAGAUUGUACUAUGUCAAUGGGGUCAGUUCUAAUAGUGAAAGUCUAUCAUUUGGGUCUAAAAGUGUUACUCUAAAUCCAACCACUACAAACCAAUCAAUACUAAUAUAUCCAGUGUUAACAGAUAGAAACUGUCUGAUUAGCAAUUUGAUCAAUACUUCAUUUGUAAUAGAAAAUUCCCUUGGAAUACACGAGUCUCAAAUUUUUACAGGAGGAAGGCAGUACUUAUAUCCAGAAAUGAUUUUUUCAUGUAAUAGAUCUGUAGUGAAAUGGAUCUAUGCAGGCACAAUUGUAGAAAGUAGUGAUGGACAACAACCUGAACUCCAAAUAUGGCGUAAAAUAAAUUCUGAAUAUGUUAAAGUAGGAUCUAGUUUAGUUAAUGCUAACACAGUGAUUGGAACUAACCUUUAUGAGUUUGUUCCUCGGACUCCACUGCAGUUUCAAGAAAGUGACAUAUUUGGUGUUCAUAUUCCACCUUCUCAUCAGAGUCAGAUACGUUUACAUGAACAAGUAGGAACUGGUCCCAAAAAUAUAAUAAUUUCUACUAGUAAUGCAUUGUCACAAAUAAAUGCAAGUGAUUUAAUGAAACCAAUCUAUAAUAAUAUUCCAUUAAUCACAGCAGAAAUUGGUCUAGACCAACCAACUGCCACUCCUAUGACAGUGAGAAUUUCUUCAGGUUUUUAUGCUUCCAGUGUUUCUGACAGUGUAUCUGCUUUCAAUACUAUGUCUAUUUCGAAAAAUGUACCUGCAACCAGCACAAUAUCUUCUGUGUUGAUUUCUAGUGCUACUAUGCCUGUAUCAUCGGUGAAUCCAUCUAACACUGUAUAUGCAACAACAUUAUGUUCUAGUACUUCUGUUUGUGUAUUAGUAGCAGUUUCAGUGGUACUGUUUUUAAUUCUUGUAGUAACUGUCAUGAUAAUAUUUAAUAUCUUUUUUAUCCUUAUUUGGAAAAGGAGGAAGAUUGCAAGUGGGAAAUCUACAUCAAAAUCAUUAGGUUGUAAUGAUUUAACAAAUGCAACUCUUCAGGAAGAGACAUCAAUUGAAAAUUCGCUAGAUGAUUUAUCAUUGUAUAACAAUCCACUUUACAUGAGUAAUGUCAACAAUAAUCAGCAACUGUCUGUCAUUCAUAGGGAGAAUCAAGAUAUAGCAACAGAAAGAAAUCUUUCGUAUAUUUCGAACACAUGCAGUACUAAUAAUGAUGAAUUGUAUUACUCAACUGUUGUCAACAAAGAAUAAACAAGAUCAUGAUGCAGAGCUGGAACAUUCUAAUUGCACUGUUACAAAAGUAACUGCAUUGUGACUAAUCAGUGCUAUUGAUUUAAAUUUCAAAUACUUUAGUUCAGUAGCUUAAUAGUAA